Messenger RNA from Tremella mesenterica DSM 1558, 3734 nucleotides. RefSeq lists its product as uncharacterized. Gene Ontology annotation, biological process: tRNA re-export from nucleus. Gene Ontology annotation, molecular function: small GTPase binding; tRNA binding. Gene Ontology annotation, cellular component: nuclear matrix; cytoplasm; nuclear pore. The record is from RefSeq and is a predicted model, not a curated record. Lineage: Eukaryota; Fungi; Basidiomycota; Tremellomycetes; Tremellales; Tremellaceae. The transcript is spliced from 12 exons. The coding region runs from base 1 to 3483 and encodes 1160 amino acids.
AUGUCCACUCACCUCACCGACAUUCCUCAAGCCGUCCGCAUCGCCGCCAGCCAUGACCCCUCACUAGACUCCGUUCUCAAACAACAAGCCAUAGAAUAUCUGGCUAAAGUGAAAGAUGUGUGCGAAGAGACGUGGCAGGAUUGUCUAUCUCUCUACCUUCAAGGUGCAGGUGCUCCCGGUCCCUCUCAACUGGGUAAAGACGGGAAGCAAAAACUAGAAACUGACCUUCGUAUCUUCUGUGAGCAAGUGGUAGAAACAGCUUUGCUGAUGAGAAGACUUCAGGUGAUGACACCAUCAUCACAACAGGCCAUGUACAAUGCUCUGGUGGAGUUUGUUCAGGUCGAAUGGGUUGAUGGACCGUGCGAAGGUGGCCAGAGCUUUUUUCGCAAUAAACUGGCUCUUACAUUAGCUUAUCUCUUCCUCGCCUCCUAUCCAUCUCCAAUACCACAGUUCCUUCAUACCUUUCUACAACAUCUUUCGAUAGAUCCGUCCCCAUCUAAAACAUCACUACACCCUCAACUUCUCGUCAUUCAUCUCCUCAACGAAAUUGCAUUAGAAGUACACGAUACCACCGUCCGGAGCGUGAGACCAUGGUCCAAGGAACGAACAGAACGAGAUGGAAUGAUAAGAGAUACGAUCCGUACGAGUGGAGACGAACGACUAGUCAUUGAUGCACUCCUGAGUGUCGCCGAGAGAGGGUUGAACGUCAUAGAAAAUGGACAACAGAGUGGUACUCGAUGGCAGGAGACUGUAGAGUUAACACUCAAGACAGUCGCGGCGUGGACACCUUGGGUGGACAUAUCGGUUUCGGUAACUCCAAAGUCACUACAAUUCUUCCAACGGUCAAUACAAUCUUCAGUCGGUCCAGUCCGUAUAGCGGCUGCCAACAUCCUCCGUACACUCGUAUGCAAAGGCAUGAAAUCUCCAGCCGACAAACUACAAGUGCUCAAAAUCCUCGACCCUCUUCCCUUGAUAGACCGACUAGAAUUGGCUACUCGUUCAAUCGAAGGUGAUGAGGAGACAGUUUCCUUCAGAGCGGCUUUGGGUUCUGUCAUUUCCGCUUACGGUUCCGAUUUGCUCGAGCUCACCGAAGAUUCCGAGGUGCCCGAACCUUUCCGCCAAGAAGCAGAAAGUAUGAUUAAAACUACACUCCCACUCAUUCUACGUUUCCUGAGCGACCGCCAACAUGAGGUUCCCCUAUCUGUAUCCCUAUUCAUCACCGAGUACCUCAAAGUCGCCAAGAAGACCUACGUGCCCAAAAUUCUGCCACCCCCUCAAAAGGGAACCAUGCCUCCCCCUCCCCCGCCCAUGCCUCCGCUACCACAAGACAAACGCGACUUCCUCGCCUCGUUGCUAAGCAUACUGGUUAGACAACUAGCAUGGCCAGACGACGCUGAAUGGGAAAGCCCUGGAAGUGAUACCGAUCCCGAUGAUGACCUGUCCAGUUUCCGAUAUCUCCGAGUGAUGUGCCGAUCAUUCAUCGAGUCCAUUGCUGCUAUAGAUCGGACAAUGCAUACCGAAGUAGUGGCCAAUAUCGCUGUCACGACCCUAGAAUCUAUCCGUACCAAUGGUACCUCCUCCGCCAAGUGGCAAGAUGCCGAGCUGGCAUUGCACCUGGUUUACACCUUUGGGGAAAUGACGAAAGUUAACACCCGUGCAGCGUUUUACGAGUUACCACCCGAGAUUGCCUCAAACUUUGUCCGCUCAACCAGGAAAGACAGCUUCAGUAACCGCACAGAUGCUAUGUCCAUGUCAAGCGGUUCCAAUACACCUGCUCAACAGGCCAAUGGUAGCACGACAGAUCUGUCCAAAAUCAAUGGAUCUCAGUUCCCUCGAGAGCGAAUCGACUACUCCCAGUACUCACUCACCCCCUUAGGACAACUUCUUACGUUGUGCAUGACCUCUGGUAUAUCUGCCUUUCCUCAUCCCAGUGUCUCUCUGCAAUACUUUGAGAUAGGCGUGCGUUAUGCCGAAUUCUGGAAGUCGAAACCAGAAGCAGUACCACCACUUUUUGAAGCCAUGCUCGGAGAAAGAGGGGUGCAUAAUCAAGAUGAAGGGGUGAGACGAAGAUGUUUCUACCUAUUCAGUCGGUUUGUCAAAGAAUGUCGAGGAGAUCUGGAUAUGGAGAUGGUACCACCUGUCUUACAAGGAAUGCAUGACCUUUUGGUGAUCAAAGCCGAGCUACCUGAGCGUGAAGCACCAGAAGACGACAUCCUCGUCAAAGCGACAACUGGCAAGUCGUAUUUUACAGACCAAAUGUACUUGUUCGAAGCUACCGGCAUGUUGGUGUACCAUACACGAUCCGAUGCGACCCGACAAAUUCCUCUGCUAGAGGCCAUAGCUGGACCUUUGAUGGGUGGCAUAGGCUCUGGUUUACAAGCCUUCGGUGUCAACCCUCAGGAUGAACUCGCUGUUCUUAGCGUACAUCAUCACCUCAUGGCCCUUGGAAAUUUCGCCAAAGGUUUCCCUCCUGCUCCUGAUAGAGAUUUGGACACUUUGCCUUAUCAACCACCUUUCAAGCAAAUGACGGAAGCCCUUCUACAAGCCCUGGCAGCGAUGAAAACUCAACAGAUUGUCAGAGAUUCAGCACGUUUCGCUUUCUCUCAAUUUGUUACUGCCAUUGGUCAAGCCGUGGCGGAAUUGGUACCACAAUUUGUCUCGCAUGUCGUCACUGAAUUCCAACCUGCAGAAUUGGUAGAUUUCAUGACUUUUCUCGGUUUACUCAUGCAUCGUCUCAAGAAAAAUACAUUCGAAACUAUGGACAUGCUCCUCUUACCUCUUCUCUCGCGUAUCUUUGCCGUCCUGGGUAAAGCCCCUACGGGGACAGACGAAGCCCUCACUCAUCGAAAACUCAAAGAAGCCUUUUUAGCAUUUAUAACAUCUCUAAUGAAUGCCAACCUGGAUGGAGUCUUUAUCACAUCACGUAACAAACCAGAAUUCGAAAACGUCCUUCAAUCGUUACUCUCCAUGACAUCUGAUUUCGGUGAUCAACAAGGUCAACGAUUAGCUUUUAGCUUUUUCGCGAAAAGUGUUAUAGCAUGGGGAACAAGUCCAGAAGCCGUUUCCUCCCCAAGUGUAUUUGCCGAUAGUGCGAUGAGUCAACGUAGUCGAGCUGUAGCGAAAGGAGAAGCGAUGCCUACGAAUCAACAUGUUAUUCCGAGGGAAGAAAGAGCAGCACAGGCUUUACCGGGUUACGAGAAUUUCAUCUAUCAAAGUCUUUUACCAAUUUGUUUUCAAGUACCUGCGGAUAAUAGGUUUAAUCAUAAAUCUGGUCAACCGGUCUUGCACGAAAUCGCAAUGUUACUGAGGAACGUACUUCAAGCUAGAGGUCCGGAAGGUGUACAAUUUCUUUUAAACGACCUUUUACCAGGAAUCAAUUGUCCUCCUCAAAUCGCUAAUCAAUUGGUGGAGAAACUCCGAACGGAACAGAGUAAAGAUUUCCGAAAGACCUUUGCGGAUUUUAUCAAGGCUAUGAAGUCGUGACGAUUUUCCUUCCCCACAAGUCCUUCCAACCUAUUCAUCUCUCCCGAGUUUUCACCUCGCCUGCUUCAUCGUCACAGAACAAAACGUCAGCAUUCGCAGUUAUCUGUCUUCGUGGGAAAUCAAAUCUCUUCAAAAUCUUCGUGAUCCGAAUCAGUAACAACGAAAAUUUCUAAUAAAUCACCAUCAUCAUCCAAUUUAUACAUUUCAUCUUUUUCCUGCAUUGUCAUGAAUCCAUGCAUAUUAUCCUCAUC